Oryctolagus cuniculus (rabbit) is the source of this 8719-nucleotide messenger RNA. The record is from RefSeq and is a predicted model, not a curated record. Lineage: Eukaryota; Metazoa; Chordata; Mammalia; Lagomorpha; Leporidae.
AUGCAGGCCAGUCUGGGAGCUGGGGCCGCUCACCGCCAUCUCAGAACAGAAGCUGGGGCGCGGUGCGGGCAGAGGACUGCUGAUGGCUGCCUCCGCAUCUCCUUGUCCGCCCAGCACGUCCUUGGCCCGCGGCUCGCUGAGUCUGGGGGCCCUGCUGGGGGCCUUGCACAGGGCUGUGGGCGCCCGGACAGCGCAGUCCUGAGCAGACGCUCAGCCGAGGCCCCGGGCCUGCUCACUCCAGGUCGUCGGAGGUCGGGCGGCGCCUCCCUGGGAGGCAGCGGGUCGCCCUCCGCUUCCAGGGCCCCGGCCUCGAGCUCCCAAGAGAGCAGAGCGGCCAGAGCCGGCAGUGCGCGCCGCCCCGCAGAGGAGCUGCAGGCCGGCCCCGGCCCCUCCCGCUGCGCGCCGGCGACCACGUGGGGGCGCUCGCGAGCCGGCGCGAGCCGGGCCUGGCGGCAACGGGCGUGUCCGAGCGGCAACGGACGGCGGCGGACGUUGGCCCAGGCGGGCCCUGGGGACGGAGCCGCUGCGGCCCUGCGGGCUCCUGGGCUCGGCCGGGUCCCUGGUAUUGUACACUGGAGUGGAACUUCCAAGGGGCCAAGAAACAAGAAUCUGCCCUCCUGCUGGGAAGUGCAGUCCACACACCCCUGCAGUGAUCAGUUAUACUCAUUGCAUAGAAUCAUCGUCUUUAUACCUGGAAAGAGAUUGCUUCCACCUGCUGGUUCGCUCUGCAAAUGCCUGCAGUGGUCGGGCUGGUCCAGGUCAAAGCCAGGAGGCCGGAAUGCAAUCCAGUUUUUCCGUGCGGUUACAGGGACCCGCAUACUUAAGUCAUCAUCUCUGCCUCCCAUGAUGCAGGAAGCUGACGUCAGCCCAUCCUCUCUGGGGGAAGCAGGGAUGUGUGAGGAUGCCUGGCCUGUGUUCAAGGGAACAAAAAUGCACAGACAAGGACAGUCGAUGCUGUACCAAGCAGAAUCAGCAAGCACGUUGUCCUACCACACAGGACUCGGGAUCUGCCUCCAGUGAGGUGACGGCGCUGAGAGAGACGCCCCGAGGGACACGGGGAGGGUGGGGCCUGUCCCACCCGCUGUGGACCUCACCUCCUCCCGGCCUGUCAUCCCCGUCACUCAGAUCACAGAGUCUUAGCAUCAGCAGGCGCCAUCGUGCAGGGAGGUCACCGGCACAUCCUGCUCCCUGGGACAUGGAAAACUGUCGCAGUCUGACCAAGCUCCCCACGGCUCACCCAUGCCAAGUCUUCCUCCAUGUUGAGUCCAAGAGCAGAGGCUGAGCCACAAGGACAAGGUUUUAGUUGCUGACGCGGUCUGAGAAGACACAGCCGAGGAGUCAAGGGGGUAAGGGAAGGGAGCACUGGGAGCAGCAGGGGCCUCCUGCCAGUUGUGAGACUGCAGGAAACUGGCCCCGCGCUGGGGAGAACCCGGUCCCCUGCACCGUCAGGGAGGGGGGUCUGAGGCUGUGCGUGGCUCCCCUCUGCUCUCCCACCCAGUGAGCGUCACACACAGGCCCCUUGAGGUGCUGACCUCUGGUUCAGAAGGGAGCGAGCAGGUUAAGUUGGACUUCAGUGGCUGAGCCUCUUCUCCGUGCAGCAUCUCUGUCCGUUCUCGGGAUGCUGACCGUGGAGGGGGAUGUGCUCUCUAUGUGCCGAUGUCCAUGGCGGGAGAAGGGAAUGGGUUUGGGGCUCCUGUGAAGCCUGUGGCAGAUGUUGAGGGUGCCCAGGGUCUGUUACCACGCCCAUAGCAUAGGCCCGGAUAUUGAGGCUCAUCAAGAGCCUCCAAACACAUGUGUUUCUCAACAAAGUCAAAGGGAACAUCUUGGCUGGGUGGCCCCCUGGUGCUCUUACCGAAAGGGACACAUGAGGUUCCUCCCCACAAAUGUGGGGCCCUGUCCCCCAUGGCACCCUCUGUGCCUUUCCCAGAUGAGCCCGAGCUACUGCCUCUGAGAUCCCAAGUAUCUGCAGUGACAGCACGUGUUCUGCUGCCCCCCGGCACCACCUGGGCGAUGAUAUGUGCUUGCUCUGCAGACAGGUGCGCUGAUGAUUGGCGGGUACCACAGGGCUUCCCAUCACAGCGUGGUGGUAGUCCCAGAAAAUGCAUGAUGUGUUUCCUGGCACUGAUAGAAAGAGGGGGCCCAAGGGCUGCCAAGCCCAGGGCUGGAGUUGGCUCCUGUGGAGUGGCAUAUGCUGGACUGCGGCCCUAGGUGCCUGCAGUGGGGUCCAUAUAUGGGAUCCUCUGGUGUCUGCAACCGCAGUGGUCAUGGGACAGGCUGGUCGUCCUCAGGGGCUGUGAUGAAAGAAACACACCAGUCUCUUGAACUGUGUCUUGGCAAUGUGUUUGUGUCUGUGUGUGUGGAAGGUUUUCACUCUUGGUGUGCCCCAGGUACACUUGUGGUAAAGUGCACCACAGUGUCUACCACCAUGGUGUGGUGCCAUCCCCUUUCAUAGCCCGGCCUGUGAUGGGGCAGUAGCAGAAGGAAGUGCAGCAUGGGAAUGGCGCUGGCCCCUCCUGCUGCUGCAGCCGUACCAUGGCUACUUGGGUCAAAAGUUCCAUGACCCAGAGCAGGAGCGGGGAUGGCGCUAGGUGUGGCUGUUCCUAGGCUGCCUGGGUGGUGUCUGGAACUGGCUCUGCGCUGAACCCAACCCCAGUGUUCCUUCUUCUCAGAGGGGCUGUGGGUCCCAGAGGCACCACUGGCCCUGGCGUAGGUCGGCAAACAAUAAAACACCUGCCACGUGCCAGGAACCCUGGUGACAGCUCCCAAGGGAGAAGUCCUGGCUGUCCCAGUAGAGAAAGCCGGCUAGGCAUUGUGCGGCCUAAGAAAUGCAGAGUGUGGCCACAUCCAGCCCCCACACCUGGGGGUCCUGUGCAGGUGGCUGCACUGCAGGGAGCGUUACACAGAUUGCUUGUGUUGGGGCUCUUGGCCUCUCCAGUCACAGAGAGCGGUUCCCGUGGCCAUCAGGAACUUCACACGCGGGCUCAGUGGAAGCUCCCUGAUGAAAAGCAUGCUUGGAAGUUGCAGUUGGUCCCUGGACUUACCAUGCAGCCAGAGGGGCGGAGACUUGGGCUGUGGCCAGGCCAUCACUGGGUGCUGUGUUGGGGUGCAGUUCUCUUUGAAGUCAGGGGGAAACAGAGCAUAGCUGUGGAAUGAGAGAUGGUAAAGAUGGCGGGCUUGGCUGGCCGUUUGCAGGUCGACUGCAAGGAUGGAGACCGUAAUGGCAGGAGCUAUGAUGGAAGGACUGUACUUCUGUGGGCAUUAGGGGGAGAGCUCUCUGCUCCUGCCCACCCUUGGUCCAAAGUGUGGACUGAAGGAGAUUGUCUAGGCCAAAGGGGUAGGAACUCUUCCGGCCCGUGGGCAGGAAGAACCCGGAGGCUUCACAAGCUGUCUCUGACCCGUGCUCUCAUGCAUGUGGGAGAAUGGGUAGGUGCUGCAACUGGAGCCUGGAAGAAAGCCAAAGGCAACAGCAUUAGGAGAAAGCUGGGGAGUUGGGCGUGGGGCCCAGUGAGUGUCCAUGUCCGAGACCCCAAGGUCUAAAGUAUGCCGAAAGGCCCAGUGAGCAGGUGCAUUGGUUAUGAUAGAAGAAACGAUGGUGUAGAAGGAGUGGGCUCGUCAGUGAUAACACGGGACUUGGCAGGGGGGUCUGGGGGUGGGAUAGCACUGAAAAGGUGAACAGGGCACUCUGUCUACACACACUGGGGUGUGGGGUUCCUUCCUAAAGGAGGGCGUUUAUCAAGAAGAGGGUGUGAGUCUGAGGGUGGUUGUGUGGCGUUCAAUGAGAAGGUGCAACCCCCACAAUGGGCCUGGGGCUACAGGAGAAAGGGGGGCAGGACUGUCAGAGUGGCAGCUCAGGGAGCAUGUGUGAUGUCCUCUGCUGUGUGUGCCCCAGGAGGGAUGCAGAGGGACAGACAAGACGGGGCAGGCAGAGCGAGUGGAAGCCCUGGGUGUAGCCACACCUAAACCUGCCCAGUGCACGUGGGCUGGCAGGGAGUCUGCAGUCUGUGCCACAGGUGGGAAGGGGGAGGGGCUGGUGGAGCGGUGCUGCCGUCUCCUCUGGCAUCUCCUGUACUGCCCUGGGCCUCGGCUGUGUCCAGCAGGAUCUCGGUGUUCUUAGUGUUCAGUGCUUCUCUCCGUCAGUAGCAAAGCAAGGCAGCUAAGAGGUGGAUCAGCUGCCGCAGGUGUGCCAAGGGCAAGAGCAGGACUGGUAACACAAGUGCGGCCCUGGGAGGGAGGUUCCCUCCAAGCUUGGCCAGUUACCAUCAGAGACAGUUGCAGCAGGUCCCCAGUGGAUUUUCGCCCUCCACCUCCUGGAGACCUGGACAGCUGGGUUGCGGGUGGCCCCUCAGCCCCUCUCUUGGUGACUCUGCCCAUGGAGUGGGGAUGGCCUGGGUUUGGCUCUGGAGCCCUGCCUGAUGGAGACGGUGCUGCCCACAGACAGGCCCACAGCAAGAGCUCUGUGCGGGAAUCGGGCCUAGAAAUCCCUUCCUGGAGGAGGCACCAGGAGAAGCCCAGGCCUCCUUCCUGCAGGGAUUGAAUGAGGGAGGAGGCCCAGGACGGGACCAGGAGGAAGGGAGUUUCCCCUGCCUCCAGGGUCUCACUGGUUUUCUUCUCGCUGGCCAGAGGGGCCUCAUUUCUUUUCCUCCUGCUCUUCUUCUGCAGCCGCCGCCUCAGUCUCAGCGAGACAGCAAUGGGCAGAUGCCCGGAAUGGGCUCUUGGCUUCACAGCCUUUGGAGGGGAUGCUCUCAGCAGAACCCACGGCCUCUUGACGGCAGGUGUUCCACGCCAGCCGAGGCCGAGCACUGCUCCCGAAGGGCAGUCUCUCUCACUCCCUCCAGGCACGCGGCUUGGUGUCCUGCUCCUUGCACUGCCCACUCUCCCCUUCCUCGGGCUGCGCCCUGGCACCCACCUGGGUCUGAGUAAGGCAGGGGCAGUGCAGAAGGUUCGAUUUUGGCUCCUGACCUUGGAUGUCUUCAGCCAGUGCUGGUUCAAUGACACCCUCGCACCUGGUUCUUACUUAGCCAACCUCUGGGAUUGGCCAGUAGCCUUCUCUCUUGUGAGCAUAGCAAUCUUUUUAGGGGGGUGCCCAACUCCCCAUGGCCAAGGCAGAGGUGGUUCUUUGAGAAGCAGGAUCCACUCUGAAGAUCUGAUACCCAGGGCGCAGUGGAGGGAAGCGGGAGGUGGGUGACCCAGCCAGGCGGGAGCAGGGGGAGCAUCACAGACCAGAGCAGCCACGCGGCUGCAGCUGUGACCACCGGAGUGCCGCGAGCGGUUCCCCGUGAAGAGCCGAUGUGCGUUAGCAGUCCCCGCUGAGAGAGGAGGUCCCCACACACCGCAGGAGGAAUCUUCGCCACCCUUUGUUCUUGCAGACAUAGGAAUUACUCUUCAGUUGAGGCGUGUGAUGUCACAUCAGCGGUGGUGACGCUGGCUUGUGAAAAGGAACCAAAGGUCACAACACCAGGAAUUUCUAGCGCCCAGGAGGCUGGCUGCAGGUGUUUGCCACUAGAUGGGGACAUCUGGGACCUCCUGGAGGCUGAGUGGGGCCUAGGCCAGAGCUACUGCAGCUUGGGCUUGGGCUACACACGUGCCUCUAUAAUUGACCAUUGGCCAGCCUUUAUCCUGAGUGACCAUGUGUUGAUGACUCUCUACCCAGAUCAUGAAGGGCAGGGUCAACUGAAAACUGAGCUGGACACAACACCCAGCAGUCUCAUUCGAGGGGCAGCAUCUGGGCUCCUUGGACAGAGGUGCUCCUUCCCUCUGUGUCCCUUGCCACCUGCUUUACCAAGCUGGUUGUGAGGGUUUCCUGGAAGAGGACCUGGUGCCCUACCUGACGGUGUUCUGCCCAGCCCAGCACACUUUCCUGACAAGUGGGUUCUCUUCCCUCCUUUUCACAAAUUUGGUAAAACAUUUAAGCUUCAGAGUGUCUUUCAGGUCACCACAGGCAGUGGCCCAGCCAGGCUUUGAACCCAGGCUUCCCAAGCCCGGGCUCCGAUAUGUGGGCCUGCUUAGCACACAUGCAUCAGGAGCUGCUCUGUUUCUGUACUCUCCAGGGUGCACAGAACCAUGGCCUCUCUGUGACGAGCUCAUGAAUGCCCCCACCUGGGCAGAAGUCACACGGGCCUGAUCAUUGCCCACGCCAAACUGAUUGCAUUCUCCUAGCAGGUGGAGGGUGGGGUCACUCGUGUCAUCAUGCGUCAUCCCAGGUCUCUUCCCGAAUUCAGCCUGCAGCCCGGAUUCUCUUCUUGACUGGUGUGAAGAAGGCAAACAUGGAGAGGUGACCUUCUAAUCAGCUUGGCCUAUCCUGAGUGACGUAAGCCAGCAUGUUCCUGUUGCACAUAAAAGCUAGGUUCUCUGGUCUUCAUGGAGCACGUUUGGAAAGCAGAUACUUUAUUUUGUGCAGAUUGAAGUGAAGCACAUAUAGGGUUAAAUCAGAGCAAUGCAACUUUGGGAUUGUGAGUCUGCCAGGGGGUCCUCUCUCUUCACACACACUGUUGCCCUCAAUGUCAGUCUAGACUGUUGGCGUGCCAGGACAAAGGAAACAUGUAUUACUGUGGCGUUAUCCAUGUGUGGAUAUGUGGAUCCCGGGUGCCUGGAGUGAUGUCAUGUGUGGGAUGGUACUGGAACCAUCAUGGCUGUUUUGCACCUUGGUGAACCCAGAGUGCUAGAAUGAAAGGAAACUGUUCUACCACAUCUCAUGGCCAAUGUGGGAUUCUUCUCCGUUUAGGCUUCUUCCCUCCUGUGUGCCCCAGUUGUGUUCUGGGAGGGAGGAGAAGAGAUCUACAGCCAUGGGUGUGGUGCCAACCCCUUCCAUAGCAUGGCCUGUGCUCAGGGACCUGGGAAUGGCAACUUUGUCCCGCGUUUCCCCAUCCAGGGACAUGCCCGUAAACUCCCAGGCAUGCUUCCCAGAAGUGUGUAGUCUUGAGUUGGAACUGAGGCCUGAAGAAGACAUGUAGAACUCAACACUUGCUCGUCUGUAGGGGCUGCUUGGUGGCACCUUCAAUAACAGAUGUUCUGUCUGUGCCCUGGGGAAAGCUGGCAGGGCAGGGUCAAGUGUAAGGAAGGCACAGUGUGUGAUGUCCAGCCCACACCACCUGAAUGCAGGAGGUGCCACGGGGUGUCUGGGCCACUGAGAAGUUAGAUGGAUGGCUUGAGUUGGAGCUGUUGGACUCGAACAAAGGAAAGAAAACCCAAGCUGUGAUGAUCCUGGGCAACAGAACCCCAAAUAGGGCCAGAUGGUGCUCCUGGCUAACGGAGUGACUGGUAGAUGCCAUUCGUAUUGGACGGAUGGAGCUGGCAAAGUGGUGGGCACUCGCCUGAGGCAGUACUGCGCUCUGUGCUGCGUCCCCAGAACCAGGGAGUCCCAUGGAGACAGGGGCUUCUUGGAAGGCGGCCGGUGUCAAGAACAGACUGUCACCUUUGCAGGUGCCUCAGACGCAUGCUAUCGUGGCCCUGAGCAGAGGGAAAGUGCGCCCCUGGGAGCCUGGAGGCAUGUUGAAGAGAAAAUUCUAGAAAGGCCAACCGUGUCCGUGGCAGUCAGCUCAGGGCCUAGAACAAGCUGAAGACCAAGUGGGCAGGUCCUGGCUGAGACUGGAGAAGUGACUGCAGUGGUGGUGAUGGGCUCCCCAGACCAGCACUAGUUCUGCUAGCUGGGCUUGGGCUAGAGAGGAGGGGCGUGUACCAGAGAGGGCCUGGGCGUUCCUUCCCGUAGGAGGGAGGCAGAUGGAGAGGGGCACGAGGCUGGGUUGCGGGGGUUGGGGGGUCAGACAUGGGACGUGCUGCCACUGUGUCUGAUGGUGAAACCCACGGUGGGCCCGCACACGGAGGGGGCAGGACCAGAGGAGGAUUAGGAGUUGUGCAUCUGUCUCCUGCCGUUCUUUGGUACGGGGUUGGCAGAGGGUCAGACAGGUGAGGCUCAUGCAGACAGACAUGAAGUCGGCGGAGGCUGUAGCCACUGGACCUGCAUGGUGUGCACGGCAGAGACGACGCGUGGCAGCCUCUGCUACAGGGGCAGAGAAAGAAGGGGCGAGGUGAGUGGUGCCGCGUCUACGCUGGCGUCUGCUUCCUCCUCCGAGGCUCUGUUAGACAUGGCAGGCUCUCCGUGCUCUUUGGGACCUUAGGUUUUUCUGCACGGUGCCUGUUUCUGCCUCAGCAGCAGUGCAGGGCAGCUCAGGAGUUGGGAACCAGUGCCCUGGGCCUGGGCACAGUGCCACUGCAUGACCUAAGGCAGCAGCAGGCCUGGCCCGGCGACAGUCCUCUUGCUGAGCCUGAUACUGGCAGCUCUGGGCAGGCUGCAGCUCCCCAGGGGACUGUCCUACCUCUCUUCUCCUAACCCGUGUUGGCCCUGGGAGCUGGGGCUGUGGUCCCCACCCCACGGUUCGUUGGCCAUGUGCUGCAUGGCCGUGGGGAGCAGCGUGUUCUGGGUCAGGGCGUGCUGCUGCAUGUGGGUGAGCCCUGCACAUGAGGCUGGACGGCAGCAGCAGGGCCCUCUGCUGGGGAUGGGGGAUCGCGUUGUCUUUGUAGAAGACACUUGGUAAAACCCUCAGCCUCCUCACGCUGUUGUGAGUGGUUGUUGGAGGACUCCUCAGACGCCCAGGCCCGCGCUGUGCGCAAGUGAGGUCCCCCCCACCCCCGUCUCCACGGGUCCUGUAGUUGCAGGACACUCUUCUGUAUCAUACCCAGUAUCUCAGUGCAUUUGCCAAAUAAAUGAAUGCAUUGUCAAUGA